UAGGGUUCUCUUCUUGUUUCUGCUUAUUUUCACUCAUGGUAGCUUAUUUCCUUGUGUGUUAUAUGAGCUCCAGCUUGGCAAGAAUUUAUCUGUGGGAAUCUCACACAGCCUGAGUUGAGAGAAUCCAGAGAGAUUUCCAUUUGCUUCUUCUAAGCAGUCCUGGGAGCUCAUAACUUGGGACCACUUUUUAUAAAACUCUCAGCAAAAUGUUCUUCAAACCACAUGGGUAGUGUAGUUCUGAAUCACCAACCCACCUGAAGGAAGUCUGGUGGUUAUAAAUUCCUACAGGAGGCUUUUCACUUAUUUCCCCUGAGAGCCAAGGAGAGACAGAUAUACUUUCUUGUUUCUUUUUGCUGGUUAAGCAACUUUUACUAAGAGUGUAAAGAUUUGCCUUUUGAGGGUCUCAGAUUUAUGUGAGAGUCUCAGUCUCAACUCCCCACCUUGUACACACUGGAGGUCUUGUUCUCUACUUCUGUAAUGUUUUUAAAACUCAGAACUCUUAGUUACUAUGAUUGGCAAAUGCCUCCAGGGCAACUGUGGUUUCUACAUCCACUUAUCACUUUUUUUCAGUUUUUCUUCAUUUUGGGGCCCUAUAUUUAUAAAAUUUCCCUUAAUUUUUUGACAGGUCGGUAGUGCACUUAAGAAGACAAUUUGCAGGGGGGAGUUUUAUUGUUGUUAUUGUUAUUUAGUCCACUGUAUUGAUACACUUAUUUAGUCCACUAUAUUAAUAGCCCCCAUUUAGCAGAUGAUGAAACUAAGACCCGAAGAAGGAAGUGAGUUGCCUGAGGUCAUACUGCUGGGUCAACAAUUGAACUGGCACUGGAACCAAAUGUUCUUGAUUCCUAGUUUAGAGUUCUUUCCCUCUGGGCAAAUGUGCCUCAUCUCCCUUUCUCACUCAAGUAUCUCUCUUAUGUUUAGUCCUAUGAGGAUCUGGUUCAGCGUCUGGAGCCAGUUAUAAUGGAGCUAGAACGACAGGAGAAUGUACUGGUAAUCUGCCACCAGGCUGUCAUGCGGUGCCUCCUGGCCUAUUUCCUGGAUAAGAGUUCAGAUGAGCUUCCGUAUCUCAAGUGCCCUUUGCACACAGUGCUCAAACUCACUCCUGUGGCUUAUGGCUGCAAGGUGGAGUCCAUCUACCUGAAUGUGGAGGCCGUGAACACACACCGGGAGAAGCCUGAGAAUGUGGACAUCACCCGGGAACCUGAGGAAGCCCUGGAUACUGUCCCUGCCCACUACUGAGCCCUUUCCAUGAAGUCAAACUGCCUGUGUCCUCAUUGCCUUCCACCUUUAGGAAAUGCUGUCUUUGCUCUUCUUCUACUCUGCCUUGUCCUCACGGAGGCACCCCACUUCCAGUGAAGAAGUCCUCAGCAGCUCCCAAACGGCCUUGCUUAUUGGCCGCAACCAAGGAGCUAUCUAGCUCUGGAUGAAACUUACUUUCUUAAUUCCUAUUCUCUGACGAAUAAAGACUUACUGCCUACAA
Cebus imitator (Panamanian white-faced capuchin) is the source of this 1477-nucleotide messenger RNA. RefSeq names its product 6-phosphofructo-2-kinase/fructose-2,6-bisphosphatase 1. The transcript is spliced from 5 exons. Gene Ontology annotation, biological process: fructose 2,6-bisphosphate metabolic process. Gene Ontology annotation, cellular component: cytosol; 6-phosphofructo-2-kinase/fructose-2,6-biphosphatase complex. Gene Ontology annotation, molecular function: ATP binding; fructose-2,6-bisphosphate 2-phosphatase activity; 6-phosphofructo-2-kinase activity. Lineage: Eukaryota; Metazoa; Chordata; Mammalia; Primates; Cebidae. The record is from RefSeq and is a predicted model, not a curated record. Bases 958 to 1236 code for a protein of 92 amino acids.